AUGUCUGAAACUGGCACUUGUGGAGCCUCACAAAUAGAGAGUGGAACCAUUAGAGCGGGAGUUAGGGCCACCACCCAAACCCCCUCCAUUGAGGAAGCCCCAAAGCUGGAACUGAAAAUACUACCGACUCACCUCAAGUAUGCAUUUUUGGGUACUAAUGAAACUUUGCAUGUUAUACUUUCUGCAGAGUUAUCUGAAAUACAGGUUGGAGCGACAUUGAGGAUCCUAAAGCGGAGAAAGAAAGUUAUUAGAUGGCAGAUGGCUGACAUUCAUGGGAUUAGUCUGGCGUUAUGUAUGCACAGAAUCUACAUGGAAGAGGAUCACAAACCAAGUGCACAACAUCAACGUCGACUAAAUCCUUUGAUGAAAGAAGUGGUGAGAAAAAAGGGAGGUAUGACAGUGGUAAGGAACGAAAAGAAUGAGUUGAUUCUUACUAGAACAGUGAUCGGGUGGAGAAUUUGCAUGGAUUAUCGAAAACUAAAUGAUGCUACCCGGAAAGAUCACUACCCCGUUCUCUUCAUUGAUCAAAUGCUUGACCGACUAGCAGGGCAAGGGUACUAUUGUUUCUUAGAUGGAUAUUCCGGUUACAACCAGAUCUUGAUUGCACCCGAAGAUAAAGAAAAAACCUCGUUCACUUGUCCUUAUGGUACAUAUGCUUUCAAGCGCAUGCCAUUCGAACUUUGCAAUGCACCAGUGACUUUUCAAAGGUGUAUGAUGGCCAUUUUUCAUGAUAUGGUGGAAGACUUUGUUGAGGUGUUCACGGAUGAUUUUUCCAUCUAUGGGAAGUCUUUUGAGGUAUGUCUUCGAAAUCUUGAUAAAGUACUUGCUAGAUGUGAAGACACUAACUUAGUUCUAAACUGGGAAAAAUGUCAUUUUUUGGUAAGAGAGGGGAUAGUGUUGGGACAGAACGUGUCUAAAUCUGGUUUGGAGGUUGAUAAGGCUAAGGCAGAAGUUAUUGAGAAAUUGCCCCCUCCCAUUUAUAUAAAAGUUAUGCAUAGUUUUCUUGGUCAUGCAGGUUUUUACAGGCGAUUCAUCAAGGAUUUUUCCAAGAUUUCCAGACCUAUGUGCAGUCUUUUGGAGAAGGAGAAGAGGAACUUAAUUGAGGCUCCCAUCUUAAUUGCUCCUGAUUGGGGAUUACCAUUUGAACUCAUGUGUGAUGCAAGCGACAUAGCAGUGGGUGCAGUGUUCGGACAAAGAAAGAAUAAAGUGUUCCACUCGAUCUAUUACGCAAGCAAGACCCUUGACUCUACACAAACUAAUUACACAGUGACUAAGAAGGAGAUGAUGGCUCUAAUGUUCACCUUUGACAAGUUCAGAUCAUAUUUGAUAGGUACUAAAGUGAUUGUUUUUACUGACCAUGCAGCUAUUAGGUACCUAUUCUACCAGAAUGAUGCUAAACCAAGGCUGAUUCGAUGGAUUUUGCUUCUUCUAGAAUUUGACCUUGCGAUCAAAGAUAGGAAAGACAUUGUGAAUUUGAUAGUAAGUGGCGAUUAUCCUUUGGGUGCAACCACCCAACAAAAGAAAAAUCUCAAUCAUGAUGCCAAGUUCUAUAUCUGGGAUGAACCAUUCUUGUUCAAGCAAGGUGUAGACCGGGUAGUGAGAAGGUGCAUUCCGGAAUCCAAGGGUCACAAAGUGCUAAAAAGUUGUCAUGCUAGCCCAUAUGGAGGUCACCAUGGAGAAGAGCGCACUGCUCAUAAGGGUUGUGAUAAAUGCCAAAGGUUGGGUACUAUUUCAAGAAGACAUGAGAUGCCGCUAAGUAACAUUUUGGAGGUGGAAAUUUUUUAUGUGUGGGGUAUUGACUUCAUGGGUCCCUUCCUGCCAUCUAGUGGAAACCAAUACAUUCUUGUGGUUGUGGAUUAUGUUAGUAAAUGGGUUGAGGCGGUCUCUCUUCCUUCCAAUGAUUCAAGGGUGAUGAUAAAGUUCAUAAAGAAGCACAUCUUCACUCGCUUUAGCACUCCAAGGGCAAUUAUAAGUGAUGGAGGUUGCUACAACUUACCAUUCUCAAACGAGUGGCCAAGUGGAGGUUUCAAACAGAGAGGUGAAGCAAAUUUUGCAGAAAACGAACAUCAAGCUUAUUGGGCAAUCAAGAGGUUAAAUUUGGACCUCGAGCUAGCCGAUAAAAAGAGAGUGAAUCAGUUGCAUGAACUUGAGGAGUUUAGGCUCCAUGCGUAUGAGAAUUCCAAGCUUUACAAGGAAAAGACGAAAAAGUGGCAUGACAAAUACAUAGUUGCUCGAACUUUCACCCCCGGAGAACAGGUCACAAUGGCUCCAAAAGGGAAGAGUGUGGCAGGUUCUAAGUGGAGUAGGAAGGGUGAAGCAUUCGGGUCCAAAAAUCGAGAAACAGUCUAG
Molecule: messenger RNA, 2349 nt
Organism: Solanum stenotomum
Lineage: Eukaryota; Viridiplantae; Streptophyta; Magnoliopsida; Solanales; Solanaceae
Exons: 8
Coding region: 1-2349 (782 amino acids)
Biological process (GO): DNA integration
Molecular function (GO): nucleic acid binding
Source: RefSeq, a predicted model, not a curated record